Messenger RNA from Olea europaea var. sylvestris, 585 nucleotides. RefSeq lists its product as uncharacterized. The coding region runs from base 1 to 585 and encodes 194 amino acids. Gene Ontology annotation, molecular function: nucleic acid binding. The record is from RefSeq and is a predicted model, not a curated record. Lineage: Eukaryota; Viridiplantae; Streptophyta; Magnoliopsida; Lamiales; Oleaceae. The transcript is spliced from 2 exons.
AUGAGGUACAACAUUGAAUUGCCACUCCUUACCACCCUUAGACAAGUGGAAACCUCGAACAGACAUUUGAAAAGAAUUCUGGAGCUCACUGUGGAUGCAUUUCGCAAGGAUUGGUCAAAAAAAUUAGGAGAUGCUUUAUGGGCAUAUCGCACUGCUUACAAGACAUCUAUUGGGAUGUCCCCAUAUCGACUAGUCUUUGGAAAAGCAUGCCACCUACCAGUGGAGUUUGAACAUAAAGCAUACUGGGCAUUGAAACAGCUAAACAUGGACCUCGAAAACGCUGGAGAAACAAGAAUACUGCAGCUACAUGAAUUGGAAGAACUCAGAAGAGAAGCAUAUGAGAUGCAGGUAUCUAUAAGGAAAGGACGAAGCAGUGGCAUGACAAAAAUAUCAGGCAAAGGAUUUUUAGAGUGGGAGAUCAAAUGGUCCGGCCCUUCUACGGUCUCUCAAGUGUUUCUCCAUGACACAGUUGAAUUACACCAUCCAACAAAAGGAAACUUCAAAGUAAAUGACCAACGUAUCAAGCACUACGUGAAAGAUUUUCCCACCGCUAAAGAGAGCAUUGACCUAGCUGUACCAGAAUAA